CCGGAAGUCGUUUGGUCGCUACCGGAAGUUGAUUCUGUAUGAAAGUUAUCUUUUGUUCCACCAGUUGAAUGUCUGCUCUGCCUCAUGAUUUAACUUAAGACACGUCGGGUCAGCCUCGUUGACGAGAGACUUGCUCUAAUUGAGUCAUGCCAGGAUAAAAAAAAACAGCUCGUAAAAAACCAAGGUGAACUUGAAGCGACAACAUGGCCAUCGCCCACGUGGCCACCGAGUACGUCUUCAGCGAUUUCCUCCUAAAGGAUCCCAGCCAGGCUCGAUACCGCAACGUCCGCACCGAGCUGGCGGUGGACAAGAUGGUGACGUGCGUGGCGGUGGGCCUUCCCCUCCUCCUCAUCUCGCUGGCCUUUGCUCAGGAAGUCUCAGUCGGCACUCAGAUCAGCUGCUUUGCGCCCACAAACUUCUCCUGGCGACAGGCGGCUUACGUCGACUCGUACUGCUGGGCCUCUGUGCACACGCACACUCUCCCCCUGUGGCUGCACAAGUUCUUCCCCUACAUCCUGUUGCUGGUGGCGAUGCUGACGUACACGCCGGCGUUGUUUUGGAGAUUUUCUUCGGCGCCGCUCCUGCAGUCGGACCUGGGCUUCAUCAUGGAGGAGUUGGACCGCUGUUACAACCGCGCUGUCACGCUGGCGAAGCGGAUGACCACCUCUGAAGUGCAGAGUGCCGACAGUGACCCCACUGAGGGCUGCUUCAACUACCCGCUGGUGGAGAAGUUCCUGAUGACCAAGAGGUGCUCGCGGGUGCUGCUCUUUCGCUACCUGCUGUGUCGUGGCCUGACUCUGGUCACGCUGCUGUGCGCCUGCCUCUACCUGGGCUACUACCUCCGCCUGGCGUCGCUCACCGACGACUUUGGCUGCACGCUGAGGGUGGGCCUGCUCGCCAACGACUCCACCGUCCCCGAAAAGGUGCAGUGUAAGCUCAUCGCCGUGGGAGUCUUCACGCUGCUCAGUCUCGUCAACUUGAUCGUCUUUUCCGCGCUCCUCCCCGUGGUGAUCUACGCCAGCGUCCGCCCCCUGCUCUGUCACGGGUACGCCCACUUCCUGGAAACCUACCAAUCACUGCCCACGGUGAGCGUCCUGCCCACUCCCAGCGGCCAAUGGGACGACCUGUCUCUGUACGUGCUCUUCCUGGAGGAGAACAUCAGUGAGCUCAAGUCCUACAAGUACAUGAAGCAGGUGCUGGAGCUGCUGAAGAAAGGGGGCGAAUGCUCCGGGGAGGACUUUGACGCCAUGGGUCUGCUGCAGACGCUCUGUCUGGUCAAGAUGGACACCGUCGACGCUAGAAAAGCCGCCAAACCCGAUCGGCUCGCCGUGGAUGCAGAAAAGUCGUCCAACAACAAAAUGACGAGCCCCAACCCAGCCGCUGACAACAGGAUGGAAACUGAGAUGAAAGAGUUCACUCCCUUGCUGCCGGGCAACGGCGACGUGACGGGCAGCAAAACAAACAGCGAGGGCGGGGAUCUGCGGCAGCGAGCGAUGUGAUAGGCCGCCGGCCUCCCAGAAGAGGCGGAAUCCACUCCUACUUCACAUCCGGACUGACCAGUUUGUUGUCUUGCGCGCCAACACUUCAUGUUCUCACGACACAGACAAUGAUGAAGAAGUGAGCAAGACUCAGCUAAUUUGCAUGUUUCUAUUGUGUGUGUGUGUGUGUGUGUGUGUGUGUGUGUGUGUGUGUGUGUGUGUGUGUGUGUGCGCGUGUGUGCGUGUGUGUUUACCUGUAUAAUAAAACAUCAUGCCAAUAAAUCACUUCCCUAAAUUCCCCAAUGUGAACAAAACAUAUAGAAUACCCACUCAAAGUAUGUAUUAUCUGUUUGCAUUAAAAAAAGAAUGGGUUGAAAUUAAGGAUGUCCGAUAAUGGCUUUAUGCCGAUAUUCCAAUAUUGUCGAACUCUUAAUUACCGAUGUCAACCGAUACCGAUAUACACAGUCGUGGAAUUAACACAUUAUUAUGCCUAAUUUGGACAACCAGGUAUGGUGAAGAUAAGGUCCUUUUUUAAAAAAUUAAUAAAAUAAGAUAAAUAAAUUAAAAACAUUUUCUUGAAUAAAAAAGAAAGUAAAACAAUAUAAAAACAGUUAAUUAAUGAAAAUGAGUCAAAUUAAUUGUUAAAGGUUAGUACUAUUAGUGGACCAGCAGCACGCACAAUCAUGUGUGCUUACGGACUGUAUCCCUUGCAGACUGUAUUGAUAUAUAUUGAUAUAUAAUGUAGGAACCAGAAUAUUAAUAACAGAAAGAAACAACCCUUUUGUGUGAAUGAGUGGAAAUGGGGGAGGGAGGUUUUUUGGGUUGGUGCACUAAUUGUAAGUGUAUCUUGUGUUUUUUAUGUUGAUUUAAUAAAAAAACCCUAAAAAAAACAAUACCGAUGAUAAAAAAAACGAUACCGUAAAUUUCCGAUAUUACAUUUUAAAGCAUUUAUCGGCCGAUAAUAUCGGCAGGCUGAUAAUAUCGGACAUCUCUAGUUGAAAUCAAUGUGGAAGUACCACCGCCCUCCUACUGAGACCCCAAAAAUGUGACUUUCUACAACCCACACAAUCAUCAAUGAACACAAUGUUAUUAUUUUUGCACUCUUUGUGACAUUAUGAGAUUGUUAAGCACCUUUCUAGACAACGUCCAGGAUGUGUUGCGUGCUAAAAAUAAUAUUCGUACUCUGGGAACUUACUGGAAGUGUGUUUUCAUUGUGGUGUUUAAAAACAGUGGUAGUAAUUCAGGAUGGAUGCCGCCAAUCACCCAGUUUAAUAACACUAGGAUGAAACGUGUCAUAGGAACAAAACAACGAGUGUUUGUUUCUUUUCUUUUUGUUGUUUUUGUUAGUCUUUUCCCUCGGCCAUGAAUGUAGUUUUAUUGUACUUGUCUCAUGUACAUGUUUCGCUAAACAUUUUGAAAGUGGUACUUUGUUGCUUUAUGUUGAUGUGACAUCUUUUCUCGUGACAAAACAUAUUUGAUGAUGCAUUUUUUAAUGUAUGUCCUCUGAAAAAUAAAGUUGCUGCUCCGUG
This is a messenger RNA of Entelurus aequoreus (snake pipefish), 3007 nucleotides long. RefSeq names its product pannexin-1-like. NCBI's taxonomy places the organism in Eukaryota, Metazoa, Chordata, Actinopteri, Syngnathiformes, Syngnathidae. Gene Ontology annotation, biological process: monoatomic cation transport; positive regulation of interleukin-1 production. Gene Ontology annotation, molecular function: channel activity. The transcript is spliced from 8 exons. The coding region runs from base 204 to 1499 and encodes 431 amino acids. The record is from RefSeq and is a predicted model, not a curated record.